Coregonus sp. 'balchen' is the source of this 13229-nucleotide messenger RNA. Lineage: Eukaryota; Metazoa; Chordata; Actinopteri; Salmoniformes; Salmonidae. The record is from the annotation of a GenBank genome assembly.
AUGCCGGCCGUCCAUAAAUUGCUUUUAGAGGAGGCUUUGCAGGACAGUCCUCAGGUAGGUCUAUACUAUUUUCAUGUUAUGUGCUGUUAUUGAGAGGAAAGGUCUUGUAGGAGAUGCCACAUUGGCCAGUCCAGCUCCACUGUUGUAGGCUAUUUACUCUGCUCGACGAUGAAUGACAGCUUUGAAUUGCCUCAUUGUUAUAGGAAUGUAGCCUAUUCCACUCAUUGGCUAUGUAUCCGAUACAAAGUUGAUACAAUGUGUCACAAGUCGUAAUUGUUAUCAGGAACAAAUGCCGCCUCAUAUUUGCAUAUUGCUCGAGAUUCGAGAAGGGAUUUCCCUGUCUAGUCUUGAGCAGUGUCGUGAUGAGUCGCGCAUCGCCCCAUAAGUAGUUCGGCUGUUGAUAAAUUAUGCGUCAAAACAUCGAUUCGUUGUUUAUUGUGACAGUCUCAGUCUUCUUUGGACGAUAAUGGGGUGCGAUUGACAUGGAUGAUUUGUUUGACAAAAUAAGUGUUCAUAUCUGUUGGUUUUGAAAAGACCCCGAUUUGGGCCUAUUUUACGGGCUGUGGGAGGGGGUUUUGAGUAUUAGAAUCCAUUGGAAUUGGUCAAUAGCCUUUAUGGACUGCACAUGUGGAAUAACUUUUUUUAAGGCACUGAGUAAACCUAAUUGUCCUCAAUAGCUUUGGUGGUGUGGAAAUGUAAUCCAGUUAAUCGGUUUAGUUUACUGUUAUUAAGUCUUAAUAACGCUAACUGUAAUACUACUUCAUAUCAGUUAGGCUAAGAGUCUUCUUGAUAUCGUCCACUUGCAGACACAACCAAAUGUAGGCUACAUUUCUUUAGGCGAGGCUACUUCACUGGCACUUAUGCUACAAUAGGCUGUGUCAGAAAAAUCUAGCAUACAUGAAUUCACAUUAUUUUGUCAUCUUCAAUAUAUAUGUAGCUUAUGGCUGGCUCCUCUGAGUUUGAUUAAAUUCAACAUAUUCCUGGGGUUGAUGUCUUGCUCUGCAUAGUUCAGCAUAGUUCUUCCUCUUCAAAUCAAGGAAUCCAUUUGAGUGAGUCACAUUUCAAGAAGCAAAUCUGAAUUACAUUUUCAAUCGCCACAGUAAUGCAUCUGAUAUGAAUAUAGGCUAUGCCUACAAAUGGUGUGUAAAUAUGAACCUAUACACAAGAUAAGGCUGUGUGCCUCUUUGCUGCACCAAUACCAGCUUAGGGACAGAUCGAAAUGUACUGGGUGGAGGGGCUGGUCCAACUCAAGGUGUCAUAAAAAAAAAGCACCCCCCCUCCCCAAAGUAAAACAUAUUUUCACAUGACCCUCCCCUUGUACUGUACAAUAAAUUGAACACCCCCUUCAAAUAAUUACGACCACAAAUAACAAUAACUGUAGCGACCCUGUGUUUAUAAACGUGGAUAUCGACUUUGCCACUUCAUCAUGCUUUUGUGGCACAGCCGAUGCCACGCAGGGCUAUGGGCCAGAAGGUUGAGGGUUCGCCGACCACCACAGACAAGCUCACUCUCCCUGCCUGUUUCAAUACACUACGAUCAGAGCCGGCUGCAGACAAUGAUCAGCUGGGGGGAAAUCAGAUUUUCAACAUUUUGAUGCCAUAUUUAUAAUUAUAUAAAAUAUAGGCAACACAUUUUCCAUCAAGAGGUUUCUGUGCCAAUGCACUACACAACUAAUAAACAAAGCUUACUGACUUCGGGCACUUCAAGGUCACCAAGAACACAGUGGCCUCCAUCAUUCUUAAAUGGAAGAAGUUUGGAACAAAGACUCUUCCUAGAGCUGGCCGCCUGGCUAAACUGAGCAAUUGGGGACUAAGGGCCUUGGUCAGGGAGGUGACCAAGAACCCGAUGUUUACUCUGACAGUGCUCCAGAGUUCCUCUGUGGAGAUGGGAGAACCUUCCAGAAGGACAACCAUCGCUGCAGCACUCCACCAAUCAGGCCUUUAUGGUAGAGUGGCCAGGUGAAAGCCACUCCUCAGUAAAAGGCACAUGACAGCCCGCUUGGAGUUUGCCAAAAGGCACCUAAAGACUCUCAGACCAUGAGAAACAAGAUUCUCUGGUCUGAAGAAACCAAGAUUGAACUCUUUGGCCUGAAUGCCAAGCGUCACAUCUGGAGGAAACCUGUCCCUACUGUGAAGCAUGGUGGUGGCAGCAUCAUGCUGUAGGGAUGUUUUUCAGCGGCAGGGACUGGGAGACUAGUCAGGAUCGAGGCAAAGAUGAACGGAGCAAAGUACAGAGAGAUCCUUGAUGAAAACCUGCUCCAGAGUGCUCAGGACUUCAGACUGGGGUGAAGGUUCACCUUUCACCUUGUAGCGUCAUACCCAAGAAUACUCAAUGCUGUAAUCACUGCCAAAGGUGCUUCAACAAAGUACUGAGUAAAGGGUCUGAAUACUUAUGCAAAUGUGAUAUUUCCGUUUUUUAUGUUGAAUAAAUUAACAAAAAUGUAUAAAAACCUGUUUUUGCUUUGUCAUUAUAGGGUAUUGUGUGUAGAUUGAUGAGGGAAAAAAACAAUUUAAUCAAUUUUAGAACAAGGCUGUAAUGUAACAAAAUGUGGAAAAGGUCAAGGGGUCUGAAUACUUUCCGAAGGCACUUUGUGUGUAUAUAUAUAUAUAUACCAGCCAAAAGUUUCGACACCUACUAAUUCCAGGGUUUUUCUUUAUUUUUACUAUUUUCUACAUUGUAGAAUAAUAGUGAAGACAUCAACACAAUGAAAUAACACAUAUGGAAUCAUGUAGUAACCAAAAAAGUGUUAAACAAAUCUAAAUAUAUUUUAUAUUUGAGAUUAUUCGUAAUAGCCACCCUUUGCCUUGAUGACAGCUUUGUACACUCUUGGCAUUCUCUCAACCAGCUUCAUGAGGCAGUCACCUGGAAUGCAUUUCAAUUAACAGGUGUGCCUUGUUAAAAGUAAAUUUGUGGAAUUUCUUUCCUUCUUAAUGUGUUUGAGCAAAUCAGUUGUGUUGUGACAAGGUAGGGGUGGUAUACAGAAGAUAGCCUUAUAGGGAAAAUACAAGCAGAAAAGCGAAUGUAAACCAGGGAAAAAACGCACUACAUUCCCCUGUGCCCCCAAAAAAACACACAACCCUCCCCUGUGCCCCCAAAAAACCACACAACCCUCCCCUGUGCCCCCAAAAAACCACACAACCCUCCCCUGUGCCCCCAAAAAACCACACAACCCUCCCCAAAGCAAAAAGUUUGACAAUCCUCCCGUAUUUUGGACCACCCCUCCCCCUUUACAUUUCGAUCUGUCCCUUACCACACCACACCUUUCUCGAGACAAUUACAGGUGAAAAACAGAUUAAUUACAGGUGAACAAGCAGGCUAAAGGUCAUAAAAGCCCCAUAAUUAGGACUAAGUCAGCAUCUGUCUGUCUGUUUGUCUGUCUGCCUGCCUGUUGAUCCUAUUGUCCGUCUCAGUCUCCCUGGCUGUCACUGAUCAUAUAUUUCAGUAUGUCCCUCUCUGUCUGCUUCACAGACUCGCUCUUUGCUCAGUGUGUUUGAGGAAGAUGCGGGAACACUCACAGACUACACCAACCAGCUGCUUCAGUCUAUGCAGAGGGUGUAUGGAGCCCAGGUAACACACACACAGUCACGCACACAAACAAAAGCCUGUGUCCGAUCCAAUUAGAAGAGUCAUUGAUUUUUUUAUGAGAGCAUACAAUAACUUAGUUUGCAUGAUGUGUGCCGUUUCUGAGAGUUAGUUUCCUGUAAGAGGGGUCAUCCAGGGGAUAAACAGCUAAUAACAUCACUUCCUGUGUUCGUCAGAGUGAGAUGGGAUUGGCUACAGAACAGCUGUCCAGACAGCUACUGGAAUAUGAGAAGCAAGUAAGUAUUUUCUUACUGAGAAUAUUGGGCAACACUCAUGCACUUAACUGCGGUGUUUUGUGAUGCACCUGCUGCCUAACAUUAUUUCAGAAAGCACAAAACUCAGCAUUCUACCAUUGGAUUUAUAAGCAUUUUGGCCCUUUUACAGGAGAAGGCAACAUGCCAGCACUUUGAUGAAAAUUGUGUAUUUUUAACAUAAUAGCCUCAAGUGUAUUACUCUUUGGAAUGUGCUAGAGGAAGUGCUUUUUGGAAUGUUUAAGUCAUCUAUUUUUUCCUCCAGAAUUUUGCCCUUGGUAAAGGUGAUGAGGAGGUGAUCAGCACACUGCAGCAAUUUGCUAAAACUGUGGGGGAGGUGAGGCUCAUGCAUCAGUGCGCGUGUGUUUGUGUUACUGUGUUUGUGUGCAAAUAGGGGAUGUAUUGCAUGUAUAUGGGGGUGCAACAGUCUUGGAAUCUAUGGAGGUAAAAAGAGAACAAAAAUGUGAUAUACCAAAAAUCCCCUGUCACAUUUGUAUACAUUGGGAGUUGAAUAAUAGGUUUCCCCUUAUCAUUACAAUGAACACAUUUAAUCAUUGGAGCUUUCAUAAGUUCUCUGUAGAGGCUAUGGGGCGCAGGCUGCUAGGAUGAGAGAGGUAGACAGGUGGAGGUGGAGCCAGGUAGAGAAUCACUCUGGCUGGCCUGGAGGUGUAGUCUAGUGGUGGGAGUGUUUGGACAGAUGGACUGAGCAGCAGGGGUCUGUGGGCCUCGCUAGCCUGUGGUGGAGUGGCAUUAGAGUAGCCACAAACAAAUGAGGUCAUUGUUUGCCCUUCUAGCCGAACAACUCUGGCCUAGAGCAUGCAUCCAUCUCCCUGCAGGUUAUACCUAAUCCUGCUCUGACCUUUGUUCCAUAGUCCACAAUAAACUGAAGAGGUCUUAGGUUUUCCACAGUGUUUACUUGAUAGAUGAUUUAGCACUUAUCUGAAUUUGGCUUCUUUAAAUAUCACUCACAUUAAUUAAUCUGUUAGUAACUAAAUGCACCAACCAGUCCAAGUCGAGGAUAACUGCAUAGGGUAUUAUGCUUAAUAUUGAUAACAAAUUACAGGAUUAAAUUAAUCUGCAGACCAAGAAAAUGCGUUUUGGAUGGCUCUCAAAUUGCAGAAUGGGGAUAGAUCCGAAUCCGAAUCAGAAUGUGAUAAUCAGUUAUUUUAAUUGCUUUUGAACUCACUUUUGAACCACAAUCAAUCAACCCCUGCUGUUUUCAGGGAUUACGGGAGAGCCAAGGAUGCCUCUGGGUAAUUUAGUUUUGUUGUAAGGCUGAGUGUGUCUGUCUCUGUUCUCUGUCCUCCCCAGCUGAACACACUACACUCAGAGCUGGCCACUCAGAUGGCUGACAGAAUGAUUUUUCCCAUGAUCCAGUUCAGAGAGAAGGACCUUACAGGUAGACACAAUUUACAAACACCUGCUUAUCAGCCCGUUGCUUUCACACAUUUUGAAUACAAUUUGCAUGUGUUUGAUUCUGACAUUUUGCUUUGUCAUGGUUUUUGACACAUUGAAUCUGUAUUUGAUUUCUCAGAGAUAAGCACAUUAAGAGAAGUAUUUGGCAUCGCCUGUGAUGGUAUGUAUGUUGUAACAUUUGAUACCAUUUUGUUUUGUUUUGUUAUAACACAGCAGCUGAUCAUCAGACUCAUGUCCACUCCUUCCCCCUCACAGAGCACGAGGCUGCCAUGGUCAAGUACAGCAGACUGCCCAAGAAGAAGGAGAAUGAGAAGGUAGUGAUGGGGACUGAUGUGUACUAGCCAAACCUCUAACAGUACAACAAUGCACUAGAAGUGUCUGUAGGCUGUAGGCUUGGAUGAGCUCUUUAAGGUCAGGGCCCUCAGCAAGGCUCACAAAAUCAUUUUAGACCCAAGCCACCCCCUGUACCUGGACUUUGAACUACUCCCCUCUUUGAACUACUCCCCUCUGGGUGCAGGUAUAGGGCACCCCUCUGUAGGAAAAACAGAACUAGAUAAUAAUUUGUGCCAGGUGUGAUAUCCCCCCUAAACAGCUUGGGCUAAUGUUCCUAUCGACCCAGUAAGGCCAGCAGGCUUCUCUUUUAUUGGUAUGUAACUGUUAUGAAUGUUUCAUUGUCAAUUUGUUUUCUACUGUAUUUAAAUGCCACUUUAAACGUGUACAUGAUACUGCAACAAAAAUGUCCCCAUGGGGACAAUAAAGUCAGUAAAGUAAAGCUGGUACUAUUAGAUGACAUCAUGUGCUACUGUAUAACUGUCUCAUAAUAGUUGAGAGGUCAUGACAUACUUAAGUUUAGAGGUCAUGUUGCUCUAUUUAGCUCUCCCACUGAUUAACUGGGUAUUUGGGUUAUUAAUUACUUGCGUUAGUGUGUGUGUAUGCGUGCGUGUGAGCGCAUAUAAUUGUGUGUGUGUCUCACGAACUACUGUGUUGUGGUGCAGGUGAAGGCAGAGUUGGUGGGGGAGGUGGCCUACUCCAGGAGGAAGCAGCACCAGGCCUCCAUGCAGUAUUACUGUGCCCUCAACACCCUGCAGUACCGCAAGAGAGUAGCCAUGCUGGAGCCCAUGCUAGGAUACACUCAGGCCCAGGUACAAUCACCAUAGCCUAUAUCACACACCCAAACCCCUACUACAGGUAUGACUGUAAGUCGCUUUGGAUAAAAGCGUCUGCUAAGUGGCAUAUUAUAUUAUUAUUAUAUUAUAGUAAACCAGUCGUUAAACCAAUAUCAACACACUCUUUACUCCUACCGCAAGUCAGCUAUGUAAAUAAACCAGGAUACCACACAUUGCUGUGGUCCCACAGCAAGUCAGAACUGGAGAAGCAAUGAAUGCACAGAUGUCUUCUCUCUUUGUGUCCCUCUCAGAUCCACUUCUAUAAGAAAGGCAUGGAUCUAGUCUCGAAGAAAAUGGACAGCUUCCUGGUGUCAGUGUCCAGCAUGACACAAAGUAUCCAGGCUCAGUUGGACUCGGAGGCUGAGGCCAUGCGUCUGACCCAGAGAGAGCUGCUCUCCAUGGAGGAUACGGUGUACAUGCCCGACCGCGACCCCGUCCCUGUCAACCGCACGCUUAUACAGAAGGCAGGCUACCUCAAUAUUAGGAAGUAAGGAUAACUUUGAUUUCAUUAAUUGAUUCAAGGGUGUUUGCUUAAAUUUGGUCUACCGUUAUAUGAUGUCUGUCUUCUCCUUGUUUGAUGGUUUCAGGUCUUUCAUAGUGUUGAGUUGGUAUCAAGCAUGACAUUCUGGUGUCUACAGGUCUCGUUUUUAUUCCCUAUCAAAGGAAACUUUAGUUGCACCUGUUUUAAUCCAUUAAACUCCAAUAAAAAUGUGUCUCAAAGUUACACUCGUUGUUCUUCAGAGAAAACAAUUUGUUUGUCAACCCUGGCUGUCAGCUACAAUUAUAGUUAAAUAUAAGAAAGUAGAAUUGAGGUAGAAUUGCAGAACCAACAUUGUGCUUUAGUAAAGGCAGGCAGGGAGGCAGGCAGGUAGCCUAGAGGUUAAGAGCAUUGGAUCAGUAGCCGUAAAGGUUGCUGGUUCAAAUCCUGAGCCGACUAGGUGAAAAAUCUGUCAAUGUGCCCUUGAGCAAGGCACUUACCCCUAAUUGCUCUGGAUAAGAGCAUCUGUUAAAUGACUCAAAUGUCAGAUGCAGUCUUUUCCUCCUAUACAUCGCCAGAAAACGCUUGUUUUCGUUAAUGACUAAUGAAUACGGUCCUGUCCUGCUUUCCCCCACAGUAAGACGGGCCUGGUGACCACAGCCUGGGACCGCCUUUACUUCUUUACCCAGGGAGGGAACCUAAUGUGCCAGCCGCGAGGGGCUGUGGCAGGGGGCAUGGUGCUGGACCUAGAUAACAGCUCCGUCAUGGCCGUAGAGUGCGAGGACAGACGCUACUGUUUUCAGAUCACCUCCCCCUCCGGUAAAACGUACGCUAAACCUUCACUAAACCUCCCCAAGACCAUCGUCCAACACAGAGUUGUGAGAAUAAGUUUUAUUGGCCUACAAACAAUGAUGUGCUUUAAGUGUGUUCUUGUGAUGUUGCAGGUCAAUGAUUCUACAAGCAGAGAGCAAAAAGGAAUAUGAGGAGGUAUGUAUCAUAUCAGUCAAACCUUUUGUACCCGUUUGUUUUAUAGGCUUCUUCCAUCCAUGUGUUAAAAGCCAUUGCUACAUAUUCAUUCAUGCAAGUUUUUCUGGCCUGCUUGUCACAAGCUGCAUUAGGGGAGCUAUUUGAACUCUCUGAUGUUUGUUGAGAUAUGGCCGUCUAAUACGGCCAAUACUAGUCUAAUAUUAACCUCUGUUUCUUCUCCCCAGUGGAUUUGCACUUUGAACAACAUUUCCCGACAGAUCUACCUGACUGACAACCCUGAGGUAAAGUAUAUAUUAUAUACCACCUCUAGUUGGUUAUAACGAUACCUAUCAACUAAAAUAAAGUAGUGGUAAAUCAGUAAUUUUUCCUAGCACUUAAAAGCAGUUGUGAUGAAUAAUCAAUACUACAGAUGUAGGAUCUUCAUUUGAUCACCCUGUUGCAGGAGCGCUUUCCUGCAAUGCAGGACAUUUUAAACUUGUAGUGUAUUUGAGGUUUAAAAAGGCUUUUGAAGUUUGUUAAUUCCACUUUAAAAUGUUAGACUUGAUUUUCCCUUACAAAAAAAAUGUGCCAACCCCUACAAAAAUGUCCAUGAAUUAUAAUCCACAUAAUAAUUCACAUUUCCUGUUGCUACAGGAUUAUGUUCCUGCUGUAGCAAACUGGCUCAAAUUAUGAUCUUACAUCUGUAUGUUGUAAUAAGGCGAAGACACACCCUUUGUUUUUACACCAAGCCCAUUCUAUCUGAGUAGCAGCAGGGCACUGUGAUUUCUGUGGGCACAGUGAUCGACUGAUAGAGAACAGGAUGUUUCCAGCUCCAGAGUCCGGUCCGGUCUGUUUUAAGCACAUUUCCUGAUUGUUUUAGAGAUGAUCGCUCCCAUGAGAUAUGUCUGAACUGUGAUCUAGUGUUUUAUGACACAGACCUAGUCUUAUCUAGUGACCCUGAGGAGUCCACAUUAUCAGAGGCUGCUACUUCCACCCAGUUGAACUUCCACCCAUUCCCCCGGUACAUAGCAACACAGACUGAGACAAUCUAUCUAUACUGUGUAUGUGUAUGCAUGCAUGCUUGUGUGUGCAUAUGUGUGCUUGCACCAGUGGGUUCUGCGUAUUUGGAUGUGUGCUUUGCAUCGUCUGUUCUGUUGCUUCCUCUCUGCCCUCAUGGCUCCCUAAUGCCCCUCAGUAAUUUGUUUAUUCCAAACGUAAUUAGAAGCAUUCUAAAUCUGGCACAAAUCAGACCAGGAAGCAUGAUGCAAACAACUGGUGGGUCAGUGUAGGGUCAAGUACUGCAUCCAAUGGAUACUUUUGAUAGGCCUAUAUGGUGUACAUAGCCUGUUAUGUAUUAUGUAUGUCUUAUUUAUAUACAGUACCAGUCAAAAGUUUGGACACACUUACUCAUUCAAGGUUUUUUCUUUAUUUUUCUAUUUUCUACAUUAAAAUAACACACAUGGACUCAUGUAGUAACCAAAAAAGUGUUAAACAAAUCAAAAUACAUUUUAUAUUUUAUAUUCUUCAAAGUAGCUUCCCUUUGCCUUGAUGACAUCUUUGCACACUCUUGGCAUUCUCUCAACCAGCUUCACUUGGAAUGCUUUUCCAACAGUCUUGAAGGAGUUCCCACAUAUGCUGAGCACUUGUUGGCUGCUUUUCCUUCACACUGCGGUCCAACUCAUCCCAAACCAUCUCAAUUGUGUUAAGGUCGGGUGAUUGUGGAGGCCAGGUCAUCUGAUGCAGCACUCCAUCACUCUCCUUCUUGGUCAAAUAGCCCUUACACAGCCUGGAAGUGUGUUGGGUCAUUGUCCUGUUGAAAAGACAAUGAUAGUCCCCCUAAGCACAAACCAGAUGGGAUGGCGUACUACUGCAGAAUGCUGUGGUAGCCAUGCUGGUUAAGUGUGCCUUGAAUUCUAAAUAAAUCACUGAUAGUGUCACCAGCAAAGCACCCCCACACCAUCACACCUCCUCCUCCAUGCUUCACAGUGGUGUAUACCCCACAAGGUGGUGUAUACCCCACCACCUUGUCACAACACAACUGAUUGGUUCAAACGCAUUAAGAAGGAAAUUCCACAAAUUAACUUUUACCAAGGCACAACUGUUAAUUGAAAUGCAUUCCAGGUGACUACCUCAUGAAGCUGGUUGAGAGAAAGCCAAGAGUGUGCAAAGCUGUCAUCAAGGCAAAGGGUGUGUGGUGAGUGAUUUUGAAGGAGUCAGGCGCAGGAGGGUAAAUCACAGAAUAAAGGGUUUAUUCCGAAAACACAGCGGUACGCAGCAAUGCGUCAAACACUCCAGUGCGGAAAUCAGGCGCACUGGGAAACAACAAGGCACAACAAGGGUGAAAUAUCCCGGCUAAACAAAAUACAAGGAGCUCCACCGAGCUAAACUAACCUCCACAAUAAACAAUCACACACAAAGACAAGGGGGCAGAGGGAACACUUAUACAGGUACUGAUGAGGGGAUAUGAACCAGGUGUGUGUAAUAAACUAGACAAAACAAAUGGAAUGAUGAGAUGAGGAGCGACAGUGGCUAGAAGGCCAGUGACGACGAACGCCGAAGCCUGCACGAACAAGGAGAGGAGGCAGCUUCGGAGGAAGUCGUGACAGGGUGGCUAUUUGAAUAAUCUCAAAUAUAAAAUAUAGUUUGAUUUGUUUAACACUUUUUUGGUUACUACAUGAUUCCAUAUGUGUUAUUUCAUAGUUUUGAUGUCUUCACUAUUAUUCUACAAUAUAAAAAAAUUAAAAAAUAUAGAAAAACCCUUGAAUGAGUAGGUGUGUCCAAACUUUUGACUGGUAGUGUGUAUAUAUAUAUAUAUAUAUAUUAUAUAUAUAUAUAUAUAUAUAUAUAUAUACCAAACAUUAGGAUCACCUUCCUAAUAUUGAGUGGCAUGGACUCUACAAGGUGUUGAAAGCGUUCCACAGGGAUGCUGGCCCAUGUUGACGCCAAUGCUUCCACAGUGGUGUCAAUUUGACUGGAUGACCUUAGGGUGGUGGACCAUUCUUGAUACACACAGGAAACUGUUGAGCGUGAAAAACCCAGCAGCGUUGCAGUUCUUGACGCAAACCUGUGCCCCUGUCACCUACUACCAUACCCCGUUCAAAGGCACUUAAAUAUUUUGUCACGCCCAUUCACCCUCUGAAUGGCACACAUACACAAUCCAUGUCUCAAUUGUCUCAAGGCUUAAAAUCCUUCUUUAACCUGUCUCCUCCCCUUCAUCUACACUGAUGUAAGUGGAUUUAACAAGUGCCAUCAAUAAGGGAUCAUAGCUUUCACCUGGUCAGUCUAUGUCAUGGAAAGAGCAGGUGUUCUUAAUGUUUUGUUUAUUCAGUGUAUUUGAUCACAGACAUCUGCCAUGCCUGCCUCAACCUAUAAUGUUCUCAAUAGAAUUAGCCAAACUACGCCCUCUUGUGGCACCAUGUGUUACUCACAGAGCAUAACGUUAGGACUGUUAUCAUUAUUACAGUGUAAUGAGAGAAGCUGCACCCUGUUCCCCUCUUUAGGCGGUGGCCAUCAGACUGAACCAGACAGCCAUCCAGGCGGUCACUCCCAUCACCAGCUUUGAGAAGAGAGGAGAGGGCUCGCCCAACCCAGACAGGUUAGCCUCUCAUGCAGAGGAAACACCUUGCUUUUCCUGGAAAAUAAAGAGUAUCUGCAUGUGUUAUUUCAGGAAUUCUGAUAGUACACUCAUCAUACUUUUUGUAUCUCUUUUUCACUCACUCCGUCUCUCUCGUCCUCUCCCUCCCUCUCUCUGCAGGGCUAAGCCAGGUGGGGUGCAGUCCUCUAGCAGUGCGUCCCAGAAGAGCUCCAGUGCUCCAGAGCCAGAGGACCUUAUAGUUCCAGGGACACCCAUCCAGUUUGACAUCAUGCUGCCUGCCUCGGAGUUCCAGGACCAGAACAGGGUCGGAGGGAGGUAAAACCGACGCCACAGGAACUGCUGUGACAGAACCAUUUCCUGUUCGCUGAUUUGUACAAUAAUAGCGCUACUAGGUUGAAUUGUGUGCGUUUCCAUCCUGACAGGCGUACAAACCCUUUUGGAGAAACAGAUGAUGACUGCUCCCCUGAAAGCGACGGUAGGAGUGUCUCCAAUCCAGUUUUCAUUUGUGCUCUACUCUUGUGCACUACAUAUCCCCUGAUCCUCUGUCUCCUGAUGUGUGUGCGUGUCUGCAGACUCCCUGCUGCAGCAGGUGUUUGCGGUGCGGUUCCUGGGCUCCAUGGCAGUGUGUUCGGGACAAACCCAGGAAGUGAUCUAUGAGGCUAUGAGACAGGUGCUGGCGGCCCGAGCCAUCCACAACAUCUUCAGAACCACAGAGUCCCAUCUCAUGGUCACCAGCAGCUGUCUCAGGUACAAUUACAGGCCAGACAGGAGGCCCAUGAAAGUGCCUAGGGAGUUUAACCUUGCCACUAUGCUUCGGCUCUGCUUGCAAUGUUGACAAAUUGUGUUUUCUUCACGACAGGUUGAUUGACCCCCGGACACAAGUCACAAGAAUCAGUGUAAGUUCCAUGAAAAUCUUACUUAGUUGACUCUGAUCACAGGAGGUUGGUGGCACCUUAAUUGGGGAGGACGGGCUCGUGGUAAUGGCAUGAGUGGAAUCAGUGGAAUGGUAUCAAACACAUGGUUUGAUGCCAUUCCAUUCUCUCCGUUCCAGCCAUUAUAAUGAGCCAUUCUCCACAGCAGCCUCCACUGACUCUGAUAGUAUACUGUAGUAAUCUAUGUAAUGACUGUGUAUUGUCUGUUACUUAGUGCUUCAUUCCUGGUGAUAGCAGUAGGUAUUCAGUGUUAAUGAAUUCCUUCCUCCCCCUCAGUUCCAGCUACAGGAGGUGACCCAGUUUGCGGCCCACCAGGAGAACGGCAGGUUGAUGGGCUUCGUCGUUGAGGGGCGAGACUGGAGCGAGGGGUCCGAGGAGGGAGAGCCCUCCUUUAGUGCGUUUGUCUUUGAGAGCAACACAGAGGGAGAGAAGGUAGGUAUGAUAAAACACAUUAAUGUGCUGCAUUCAUUAUGUCAGUUUACUAGUCGUUUACUUGCCAUGGGUUAGUCGGUUUCACAAUGUAAUUUGUGUCAUAUCUUUAUUCACAGAUAUGUUACACGAUAAGCUUGGGGAAGGAUAUUAUUGAAGCAAAGAAGGUACGUUUUAAAAUCUCAAUUGUUGAAUUCUCAAUCUAACCCUAUAAUACAUUCAAUACUGUUUGGUAUUUCUAUGCAUCUGAAUCUCUGUCUCUGUGUGUGUGUGUGUAUAUAGGACCCGGAGGCUCUAGCCCAGCUGAUGAAAAACAUGCCUCUGACCAACGAUGGCAAGUUCCUCCUGCUGGACAGCGAGACGAGUGACACGGCUAACGGAGGAGCACCGGAUGAGGAGGAGUCUGAGGCCUAG